This is a messenger RNA of Nasonia vitripennis (jewel wasp), 2595 nucleotides long. RefSeq names its product TGF-beta-activated kinase 1 and MAP3K7-binding protein 3 (gene Tab2). Gene Ontology annotation, molecular function: ubiquitin binding. The transcript is spliced from 10 exons. Lineage: Eukaryota; Metazoa; Arthropoda; Insecta; Hymenoptera; Pteromalidae. The coding region runs from base 405 to 2342 and encodes 645 amino acids. The record is from RefSeq and is a predicted model, not a curated record.
AUAACAGUGUAUGUCCGUCGAAAUGAAGAUUGUUCGAGGAACCGAGCGUUACCGUGCGCGACUGGCGCAGUGCACAGCUGAUCGCAACGGCCAGCGAACGACCGACUUCAGUCUUCGGCUAGGCCGUCGCCGUCUCGUCUAGUCUCUCCGCGAGUAGUUCUCGCGCGAGGCGCGUUCAGCUUGUUUUUCUCACGGUUUUUAAUAGGCUUGUUGUACGUGUGUAUAGAAGACAACAGAGCAGCGACUCAACGAGUACACUAUAAGUAGUGCUGCAGUCGCGUGCGGCUGAGCCUUCGUACUUCUUUCGACACACACGGGCACAUAUUGGCUCCUCGGAUUGCAUCGCGAACAAUUCGAUGGGUGCCGUUCGCAGGUAGUUGCGGCUAGGAGGAUGGGGGCCCACGAUGGGAGAGUGCCACUGCUCUAAAAUCGCCAUCAUGCAGCUCUUCCACGAGCUGAAGCAGCAGUUCCCUGCGCUCCCCGAUCACGUCGUCUAUCAGUGCAUUGCCCAGAACAGCUACGACAGGGAGUCAUGCGCGCGGAGUCUGCGAGCCAGCCAGAAGUCGCGACCUCCGCCAGGAGCCUUUCCACCGCCACCGCCUCAGCCGGACUUGCAGCCAGCAGACCUGCCCUCGCUGCCGUUGAGUUUCGCCCUCAUGAGUCGACGCUCCUCUGCCGAGGACCAGCCGGUCCAGGAGUUCUCGCAGCUGCGCUGGUUGCCGGCGGAGCUCACGCCCGCGCCUCGACACAGAGCCCAGAGACCCGCUUCGCUGGACAUAGGCGGAGAGAGGGCCGCGAUGCUGAAAUCGGAGGCCUCCUCGGCGCCGGCCUCCUGCGUCGGAACGGGAAGCUUCUUCGAAGAGGCUGCCGCUGCCGCUGCUGCCAAGGGAAAGCCCAGCUUCGAGCUCAGCGUUAACGUGACCAGGAAUCCGGCUGGGAACCCGGGUCUCACGGCUCCAAGCUCGCUCUCGGAACCGCUGAUUCUCUCCGAGCUGCCGCCUCACGAGACGGUGUCCCCCGACGAGGAGGAAUCACCAGCAGCCUUCUAUCAGCAGCAGCAAACCCUGCUACUGACCGAUCCCUCAAGCCCUCCGCCGACGUCGACGGCGAGUCCACCAUCGACGCGAAGCUUCACCUCGGUGAGCCUAACGCUGCGGCAGCCCUCAUCCGAACCUCAGGCGCCGAUCGACAUAAGCUCUCAGGGCGGCUCGAGUUUGACGUACUCGAGCUCGUCGCUCGACCCUCGAGGCUUUCAGAGCCGCCUCCAGAUAAGCAUAGGUCACGGCAGCACCGGGGCUACCUCCGCUAGGAUCAGGCCGCCCCCCGUACCGCAGAGGCCCAACAGCCUCGCCACUGGCGCGGCCCACAAUUCGUCCAGACCACCGGGACUGCCGAUGGGUCCGCCGAGUCAGCUGCCACGGCCGACGACGACGAUGAGCGCUCCGACGACGCCGUCGGGUCUCCCCGUGCACAGCAUCGCCUCGGCCGUACCGAGCAGUCUGCCAACGACGCCGUCCGUUGCUCUGUCCACGAAUUUCAGGCCUACGACAUCGGGAUCACCUACGGUGGUAACGACGAUCGAGCCGACCACGUCCGUGGCUAGUUCUAGGCCCCAGCCGUCGAGGAGCCUCGGAGCGAUUCCGCGGGUACCAAAAACUACUAGUUCCGCAAGUGUUCGGAAGGAGACGCAAGACGACGACGAUAUACCUCCGGAGUUCCAAGCUAUCUUGGACCAAGUUGAAGAUAAAUUCAAACCGCUGGUGUUGGAUCAAUUAAUCAGAAAGGAAAGAAUGACCAAAGCUCUGGCUGCAGAAAAGGAGAAACUGGAAAGCAUAAAAAAGGAAAUCAAUAAUUUAACGAGGCUUCACGAAACCGAAGAGUCGCCGAAGCAAAUCGAACGACAAUUGCGAAGCGAAAUAUAUCAGUUGCAGUUAGAAUGUGAUAAACUAGCCGAGGAGGUCGAUCGAAGUUCGGCGGAUCCAAGAGUACCGCUCGGAGAAACGGACGAGGAGUUUUACCAAAGUAUUUACACUGGCCAGGAGUUUGUUCCCCUGCCGUCGAGCAAUUCAGUGCCGCCUCCUUUGCCUAGUCAACGACCCGCCUGGGAACCAAUCCCCAGGCGAAUCGCCGAGCCGAGGGUAGAGGACGAGGAGGCCGACGGUCCUGCCUGGAUCUGCGUCAGGUGUACUUUCGGCAAUCACCCACUGAUGAGCAUAUGCGAGGAAUGCAACUUGCCGAGGGUCGUCGAGGGCGCUCAAGGCGAAACUCAAGACAUCCAUAUACGAGUUACACGUCACCAUAAUUUUUCACCACGACGAACAGUCCAUAAUUGGGUGGUGUAACAUGAACUGAAUUUAUUAAGCUAAUUUAUGUAUAUAUAACAUGAUUUCUUUUUUAAUUCAAACGAUUUUUAAAUACUUUGAAAUGACUGACCUGAAUAUAUGUGUAUACUGUAAUUAAAUUUUUUAUUUUCAAUUAAAAUAUAGGUGAUGAGAUUAGAAAUGAAAAACUAUAAAAAAAGAUAUGUGACUUUGUAUUUAGUUUUUAAAAGACAGUUUUUAUAUUUUAAUCCACGAAAUAAAAUAAUUAAAUUAU